This is a messenger RNA of Achroia grisella, 738 nucleotides long. Its product is annotated as histidine-rich glycoprotein-like. The transcript has a single exon. Bases 1 to 738 code for a protein of 245 amino acids. The record is from RefSeq and is a predicted model, not a curated record. Lineage: Eukaryota; Metazoa; Arthropoda; Insecta; Lepidoptera; Pyralidae.
AUGAAAGCUUUUUUGUUUCUUUGCGCCGCCACGGCGGCGCUGGCUUAUGUCAGUUGUCGAGAAGUAUCCCGUGAACGGAGAGAUGCAGAUUUAGAGCCAGCUGCUAGCCACCAUGGUGGUAAAUGGGAUAAGGGUGGCGGCCAUGAGCAUCAUCACCAUCACCAUCACGAUCAUGGCGAGAAAGGACACAAAGGUUAUAAGGGUCAUCACCAUCAUGAACAUGGUAAAAAGGGACACCACCAUCAUGAAGGACACAAAGGACAUCAUGAUGAGCAUGGCGGUCAUAAAAAACAUCAUCAUCAUGACGAUGGGCACCACCAUGAACACCAUCAUGGCGAGAAGGGUCACAAAGGUCAUGGGCACCAUGAGGAAGGUCACUAUCAUAAGGGACAUUCCACUAAGGGUCAUCAUGGAGUUCAUAAGCACGAUGAGUUCAAGAAGGAAAAACAUUUUCAUGACCAUCACCAUGAAGGCGGCCACCAUGAGCAUCAUGGAGGUCACCACGAGGAGCACGGUCACAAGAAGGGCGGUGGUUUCCAUAAAGGCCAUAAGCACGGCGGUCAUCACCAUCAUGAGCAUGGUAAGAAGGGUCACCAUGAGAAAGGCGGCCACCAUCACGAUCACAAGGGACAUCAUGAUGAGGGCGGUCAUCAUGAGCAUCAUCAUCAUCACCAUGAUCAUGGAAAGAAGGGUGGACAUGAGGACCACAAACAUUGGGGACACAAAAAGGGUCAUUAA